This is a messenger RNA of Aspergillus costaricaensis CBS 115574, 1408 nucleotides long. RefSeq lists its product as uncharacterized. The record is from RefSeq and is a predicted model, not a curated record. The transcript is spliced from 2 exons. Gene Ontology annotation, molecular function: ATP-dependent DNA damage sensor activity; single-stranded DNA binding; double-stranded DNA binding. Gene Ontology annotation, biological process: DNA recombinase assembly; DNA strand invasion; DNA repair. NCBI's taxonomy places the organism in Eukaryota, Fungi, Ascomycota, Eurotiomycetes, Eurotiales, Aspergillaceae. Bases 219 to 1346 code for a protein of 375 amino acids.
CCCCAGAUGGGAGUGGAAAGACGCAAUUCCUUCUCACCCUUCUUCUGGCCGCUCAACUCCCUGCACCUCGUGGCCUGGGCAAGUGUGCCAUAUACAUCUCCACAGAAGCUCCAUUAUCGACACCACGGCUUUCGCAGCUCAUUGAAUUCCAUCCAUAUCUCUCUACCUUGUCUCAAGCCCGCAAGCCUUCGCUGGAGAAUAUAUUGUCCAUCAAUGCCAUGGAUCUCGAGGCACAAGAUCACAUCCUCAACUACCAACUCCCUGUCGCAAUCAUGCGAUAUAAUGUUGGACUCGUGAUCAUCGACUCCAUAACUGCAAACUACCGGGCGGAACAUUCGUCCCAUAAUCUGUCGGGGUUGUCCACACGCUCUGGCGAGCUUGCCAGAUUAGGCCAGAUGCUGAGGAACUUGGCUGUGGACGAGAAUGUCGCAGUUGUAGUAGCGAACCAAGUUUCUGAUCGCAUUGAAGCUGCUGGCAGGCAUCCAACACUAUCUCGUUUGAAUGGCGGUGCCAUCUCACCUAUUCCUUCCACACAACAGCAAGUGCUGUCGUCACAUCACGACUCAGAAGCUGCUACACCAUUAUCAAGAAGUCGACCUCUUGAGUCCCGAAAUGUUGAAUUGACUCCACAUAAUCCUGUCCUCCAACCAUCACCCUCUAGUCUUCCCUCAUCACCGUUCACCACGGAGGAUGAUCCGCAGCAGCAGCAGUUCGACGGGUCAUACCUGAUUGGCAACCCUGUACGAAACGAGAUUUUGAGUCUUCUACACCAACAGAGGUUCUUCACUGGGUGGGGUGACACGCUACAACCUACUAUUUCAAGCCUGUACCCAGCUUUUCAACAAACCGCACAAAAGACCCCAGCUCUGGGCUUGGUUUGGUCUACCCAGAUUGCAUGUCGCAUUGCACUGAAGAAGGAGAGCCGCUUCGUGGAUUGGGAGGCCAUCCUAGAGGAUACCUUUGUCUCCAGCGAAAAACAAUUGCUGCCUACAGCAAGAGAACAGGCUAAUGAGCCUUCGGAAUCACGAGUACCAACGGAGAGUGAAGAACAUACUAGAGCGCACAGCCCUGCAGUCUCUGCACCACCGGACGAGACCGAUGCAGUAGACGAGAAGACGAAUCUCGGUGUCCCGAAUAUUGUCCGUGAUGAUCAUGCAACAACUGGGCAAUCCUUACCAAUGUCAACACAGGCAGUUACACGAGGCGUCCGGAGGACCAUGAAACUUGUUUUUGCCCCCUGGACUGCCGGACCAGUCACAGAACAAGGCGAAAUCCAACACGAGGCGGAGUUUGAAAUCUGGAAGGGUGGGCUGAGGGGCUGUACAGAAGAUUUUGACACCAUAUAGCACGAUAUUCCCUGUCACGAUUUACGACACGAACAAUAUAUUUCUGACUCACUUUUUUUCCA